AUGCCGGCAGCGCAUGUCCCUUCAUCAUCGGAUAGCGAUCCUCUCGUGCCCGUAAAUAACUCCAAAGCUACCGUACCUAACGGCGACACACAAGACGAGAACGGCCAAUCCACCGCCAUGGAUCCGACAAUUACUGAGACCACUUUACGACGAAAAGAGACUGUGCUUGCUGAUGAUGAACGCGAGGAAAUGGAGCUUGACACUCUUGGCAACAAGGAUAAUGUCCAGGCACCUGAGGAUAUCAAACCAGAGAGCUUAAGACGUGAGGAUCUUGGUAACUUUAUCCUAUUAGUGGUCCUUUAUAUGCUUCAAGGUGUUCCUGUGGGUCUAUCAUUCGGAUCCAUUCCAUUCUUGCUCAAAUCUCAGCUGUCGUAUUCACAAAUUGCCGUGUUUUCCCUGUCAUCAUGGCCUUAUUCGCUAAAGUUCCUUUGGUCACCUAUCGUGGAUGCUAUUUAUUCGCCUCAACUUGGACGAAGAAAGUCAUGGAUCAUUCCUAUUCAGAUCUUGAUUGGCAUCUUGUUCUUGAUGCUAGGUCAACACAUUGAUGGUAUCAUGGCAUCAGAGCAUAUCCCUAUCUACUACUUGACAGGCGCGUUCUUGGGUACGAUCUUCUUCUGCGCCACUCAAGAUAUCGCCGUCGAUGGUUGGGCCUUGACAUUGUUAUCCAAGGAUAGUCUUUCGUAUGCCUCCACAGCACAAACCAUCGGUCUCAACAUUGGCUACUUUUUAUCCUUCACCGUAUUCCUUGCAUUGAGCUCUCCCGAAUUCAGCAACAAGUAUAUUUGGGCAGAACCCAAAGAGGUCGGCAUUGUGCAACUUGGCGCCUACAUGCAGUUUUGGGCUUUCAUGUACUUUGCGGUCACAGCAUGGCUCAUCUUUAUGAAAAAGGAGACAGCAUCCCAUACCGAUGAAGAUCAACUUGGCAUUCGAGGCGUCUAUGAUACGAUUUGGAAAAUCUGCAAAUUACCUCAUAUGCGUUCCUUUAUUAUCGUUCUCCUCACUGCCAAGAUUGGAUUCAUUUGCAACGACGCUGUUACAUCAUUGAAGCUUUUGGAAAAGGGUUUCUCCAAAGAGGACUUGGCGCUUACCGUGUUAUUGGACUUCCCAUUGCAGAUCUUUUUGGGCUACUAUGCAGCCAAGUGGUCCAAUGGCCCACAGCCUUUGAAACCGUGGUUGUAUGCAUCCUAUGGACGAUUGGCAUCGGCUGCUUUGUGCAUGUUGAUUGUGGCAUGGUAUCCUCAAGGUCAAGAAAUUGGCUUAUUCUAUUUCUCCGUUAUCAUGGCAGCUACUGUAUUGAGUUCCUUCAUGGCGACUGUUCAAUUUGUCAGUAUUUCAGCCUUCAUGACAAGCAUUGCUGAUCCACUCAUUGGUGGCACCUACAUGACUCUGCUCAACACAUUUAGCAAUUUCGGUGGUACAUGGCCAAAGUUUUUUGUUUUGGAAGCUGUGGAUUCAUUUACUAUUGCUUCUUGCUCGGUCCCUGAUGCCAAUGGUCAAGAAUUUUCGUGUGUGGAAGAGAGCGGCUUGACACAAUGCAAGGAACUAGGUGGCUCGUGCGACAUUUCUCGAGAUGGAUAUUACAUUGUUGGCACAGCCUGCGUGUUGUUGGGUUUGGCAUUAUUGCAAGCGUACAUUCGGCCGGUGGUACGACAUCUUGAAUCAUUAUCCAAGCGUUCCUGGCGUAUCAGUCGGUGA
Lichtheimia ornata is the source of this 1695-nucleotide messenger RNA. RefSeq lists its product as uncharacterized. Gene Ontology annotation, cellular component: membrane. Gene Ontology annotation, molecular function: acetyl-CoA transmembrane transporter activity. Lineage: Eukaryota; Fungi; Mucoromycota; Mucoromycetes; Mucorales; Lichtheimiaceae. The record is from RefSeq and is a predicted model, not a curated record. Bases 1 to 1695 code for a protein of 564 amino acids. The transcript has 7 exons.